UUUUAACGUCAAAUGUGCGUCAAAAAUGAUAGAAAAUCUGAAAAUGUUUACCUUUUCGCGGGAAAUAUUUUAGAAAGAUGUUUUCGUUAAAAACAGUGCUAAAGUGUAAUUUUAACUUUAUACCCGGAGAAAAUACGUAAGUUAAGUGCAACAUAAUAUGAGAACCGACAACAUUGUAGGUGGUUCACUAAAAGACUUUAAAGUGAUUUUACGACAACCGUUUGCUGAUUCUACUAAUGUAAACAUGUCCAAUUGUAAUGAAACAUCUAAAGAAAAAGUGGUUAGUAUGAAAACCAGAUUGAACAAAAGCAAAGAAAACAAACCACGGGAACAGGCAAACGAAAAGCCAUCAGCUAAAAAUCACCCACAGAAGAAAACAGUUGGAAACAAACAAACAAAUGUUAAGUCUGAGGAAAGUAAUGAUAUUAAGAAGACCACAUUUCUUAUGAAUGAUUUUGGUAAUAAAAAUCGAUUAAAGAAUGAGUUACACAACUCUGGCAAAGCUAAAAAUUCAGUAGAAGAUAUUAAACAAAUAGCUCAUGGUUUAGGUGUGGAGAAGGCCAAUAUUCUUAUAUCAAAAGAAAAUAUAAACAGUUCAAGUCAAAAUUACCAAGAAAAUGUUUUAAGGAUUAAAGAAUUGUCUAAUAAUAAAAAUAAAAAGGAACUAAAGGUUAAAAACAGUACAAAAACCACUGAAGUUGAAGGUAAGCCUGUUAAUAAAGAUAAAAGGGAAUGUAAAAAGAAUUUAUUUGUUAAUUUAAAACGGAUUAGUGUAAGUAAAGAGAAUGAACAUUUAGACGAGACUCCAGAAGGAGAUGCAGAAAUAUUAAGUACACAAAAAUGCAAUAAGAUUUUAGUUGUUGAUUUAAUAAAUAUUACACCAAAAAAGACAAAUAGAAAGAAUAAAGAGGCACAUAAGUCACUGAGAAAAGAUGACACAGACACAUCAAGUAAAGAUCAAGGUAAAACUAAGAAUUUAGUUGUUCAUUUAGCAAAUGUUUCACCAAAUUAUAUAAAUACAAAGGAUAAAGAGGCACAUGGAACAAUUUACACAGGAAUAUCAAGUAUGUUACAAAUGGAAGAUAAAAUUUCUUCACACAACAUGUCAUCAUGUACAAAGGCAACAGAUCUGAGUAAAACUACAUCAAGUAAUAAACCUUUGGUACAGAAUAUCACCAGUAGAGAAAGUGUACCAUUAGUGAAAAGACUAAGAAAGGGCAUCAACAAACAUUACAUAGAAGAAUCUUUUGAAGAUUCUACCUUGAUCAAUCAAACUGGUCAAAAUGCAUCAAUUGUCUCAAAAAACAAAGUACCUGUUUAUAAGCAACUUGUACCUGUUCUUCAAAAACCCGUCAAAGAUCCCUACGAAUUUGACGUAGUAGAUACAGACCAAGACAAGCCCAGAAAGAAGAAAAAUUUGAAUGACUCUGGAAAGUUUAAUAAAACAAUGCACAGCUUUUUACAGAAAAUAGAGCGAAAAGAGAAGAAAAGGGUAAAAAAGAAGCCAAAACCAGUUGCCUCUUAUGAUGAAAAUAUUCAGAAUGUGUUGAAGAGAGUUAUGAAAAAAGUGACUGAACAAAAAAGUCCUCCAUUAAUGCCAAACCAUGAAACAAAUCCUAAAAUGAAACCAGUGGUAAUGAAAAGAAUCCAAAUAUUGCAAGAGGUUAUUAUCUCCCCAAAUAGUGCAGAAAUAGAUAACUCCAAAGCUGAAAGUGUUGUGCAAAAGACAGUAAGCGGUUCUACUAUAAACUUUGUAAAUAUAAGUGAUGAUUUUGAAGAUGGAUUUAGAGGUUUUGAUAAUAGUAUUUCACAAGGAAGAGAGUCAUUCAUAGAAGAUGGCUUUCGAGGUUUUGAUAGGUCUCAAAUUCAUGUUUUAAAUAGCAACUCCCUCAAAGACGAAUAUUUUGCAUCUUUAAACAAUUCCUCUAUUGCACAGUUAUCAGAAAAAAGUUUGUUGAGAGAAAAUGCUUUUAGGAAAAUGAUGCUAAGUUCGACAGUACCACAUACUUCCUUCACUAGUACCAUAAACCAGCCACAAAAUACAGUGGGAGAUAGAAAUGUAACUUCUUUGGAUGCUAAUCCACUAGAUAACACCAGAAACUUACACAGAGAAUUCCACGAUCACAUUUCAAUGAUGGCAGAUGGUUCUUGCCAUGAUACAUGUAAUAAUACAGAUUUUGAGCACAGUUGGAGUGAUGAUAGUGAAGAAGAAGAUGACCAGUACUUUGGAUUUCAAGAAGUCAGUGAAACUACCCCAGAAAAGCCUGUGAGGUUGAGUAAUAGAAGGAAACAACAGCCUUGGAGGCUUCCAGCGAUAUUUAAGCGCAAUCCGUACCUCCUAAAGAUAAAACAGAAUGGUCUUCCUUGUGGCCAACAAGAAAUGGUGAUAGAUUAUGAAUUUGCAAAGAGAAUAGAGGCCCUCUCAGCUAACAAACGCCCAGAACCCGCCCCAAAGCCUCCAGUUCAAACUACCAUGCUGGAUUUUAUAGAUAGCACCAAUGAACAUUUGGAAAGACCUUCGGAGCCCAGUUUGUUUGAUUACGAGGAGUUUAACAUUGUAAAACCAAGACGAGUAUUAGGCGUGCUGCAAGAACAUCAAAUUUCCACUCCUAAAAAGGAUGUGGGGACUGUACUGGCAUCCCCCAAUCUUUCAGUUAUUUCCAAGCCACAAAAUAUACCAAUAUCUACUCCUAAACGGGAUGAACAACCAAUCAUGGCUUCUCCUAAUAUGUCUAUUAUUGAUAAAGAAAAUGCUGAAGAAAAAGUACCUGUCAGACCUCUGCAAAGAAGUUAUAGAAGAUUAAUUCUAGCGAAGAAGCUACAAAACAAAAGUGAUGAAGACGAAUCUCCAAAAAAUAAAAACGAUCACGGUCUUGGUAAUGCUUUACCAUCCAUACUAGAUAACAGCUAUGAAGAAAUACCAGAUGCUGAUAUUCAUUUGUUUGAAGAUGUAGAACAAGACAAUGGCGUAGAUUUCAGCAUUGAACUGCCAAUUAUGAAAUAUGCAAGUAACAAGAGAAAGAAACAAGUAUGUGAAGGUUUUGAUGCUGAUGAAGACAAAAUAGCUAAGAAAAAGAAGAGAAAUAUGAUGACAAAAACUGAGGAAGCUGAAUUCAAUGCAUGGGCUGCCAAAACUAACGCUCGUUUUGCGGAAGAAGACAAACAUGAACUAACGAUAGAAUAGAACAUCUAUCAAGCCACCAUGCCAGUGAUUUAACGAACAAAGACAACCAAGUAUUAUACCAGUGCCAUUUGGAACUUUUUGCUUAUAUUUUUUUAAAAAUUAUUUUACUUUUUGCAAGUUUUUUAAAUUCUCAACUUUUAGGUAUUACAAAUCUUACAACGUUUUUGAUAUGCCAUAUUCUCUAAUAGAUUUACGUACUAUUUUUAUAUCAGGUUUUAAGAGGAAACUGUUUGUUGCUUUAUUUUUUCUACAUUUUUCGCCUAUGUCAAAAAAUGUCCAAAAAUGUUUUUUAUGUCAUACUAGUUUAUUAUAUUAUAAUAGUCUCCGGUUUUAUACCGCUCACGCGGCUUUGGGAUUUUAGCAGGGUAGUCAGCUAUUCGAGCUCCCCGUCUCACAGGAUUAGCCUGGCAGCGUUUGGUAAACUGAACUAUGUAUUUAAAUCUGACUUACCCAUAUGCCUCAAAAGGAAAAACUUUGACCAGUGUGUGUUGCCUGUACUCACACAUGGAGCCGAAACAUUAACACUCACAAAAAAGGUAGUGAACAAGAUUCGCCUAACUCAGAGGGCUAUGUGGAGCGCCAGAUGUUGGGUGUCUCCCUGAGAGGCCAAAUCCCAAACGAAGAAAUACGUCAUAGAACAAAAACAACAGAUGCUGUCGAAAAAAUCGCGUUGUUAAAAUAAAAUUUGGCAGGACACGUCGCCAGAUUGUCAGACAACCGAUGGACAAAACGUAUUGUCGAGUAGAGGCCACGACAAGAAGCACUACGGAGCAGAGGACGCCCACCAAUUAGAUGGACCGACGAUCUGAAGCAUCCCAGUAGCACCGAACGGAUUUAUUUAGCCUUUUAAGGAUGCUUUAAAACUGUAGAAUAAAACUAAAAUUAAAACCAUUUGGUUUUUAAGUACACCUUAAAAGGUUGCAAUAAAACCGCUUUCAGCAUAAAAGGGCCCACUCUGAAAGAGGUCAAUAAAACCAAAAAUAAAAACCUUCUUAAAACUUUGUUUUCUUAAGAAACUGGUUUUAAAGCUGCUGUGAAGGUGCUUUUAAAACCAUGUUAAAAGACACUUUAAGUGCAGCCAGUUUUAUAGCAAACUUAAAAAGGUUUCUUAAAUGGAGAAUUUUAAAGACAAUUUACCAUAUUAAAUGAUUCUUUAAACCCAUAUACUCCAUAUAGGCCAACAAAUUUUUACAUGUGUUGUGAUAGGUACAUUUUGUAAUCAUAAAAUAAUAAAAAGUACUUGGUUAUUUCGGACUGUCAAGGUAGAAAAACACUUGCGCACCCAACUUUAUUAAUAAUGUUAACAAAAAGAGGUCUAAAUAACUCACGCGCCCUAAAAUUUCUGACUUUUGGCGAUUAAAGAAUAAAAAUAAUAAAA
Messenger RNA from Diabrotica virgifera virgifera (western corn rootworm), 4562 nucleotides. RefSeq lists its product as uncharacterized. NCBI's taxonomy places the organism in Eukaryota, Metazoa, Arthropoda, Insecta, Coleoptera, Chrysomelidae. The coding region runs from base 158 to 3184 and encodes 1008 amino acids. The record is from RefSeq and is a predicted model, not a curated record. The transcript is spliced from 4 exons.